AGUGAAGAGGCACCAGGAUGCAGCCUGAACUCCCAAAGGUCUCUGAAACCAGAAGCAACACGGGACACUCUGAGAAGCCCACGCGUCCACCGAUCUCCAGACCGCUGUCCGUGUGGCUUCCUGGGUGCUUUGCUAUCACGCUGCAUGUGUUCUCCUCAAGAGUCAUGAGCGCGUGUGUCCUCCCGCGGCGCCGUGCUCCGUGACCUCUUUCACAGCCUGAAGGGUUUUAUUCCAAUGCUGAAGUUCUUUGUGUGUGCACUCAUUUCCCCCCCAGCGUGUCCCUGCAGCCCCCCUUAAUUCCAUUUCAUGGGAGCUCGUUUUCCUCAAGGUGGCUCCAGCAGGUGUGUGAUUGUGUGUGUGUGGGUGUGUGUGUGUGUCUGCAUGAUGGAGGCGUCAUCCGAUGUGUGACCAGAGGGCCUAAUUGCAACAGACCAGAUGAAAGAUCCUAGAAGUUUGUUAAAUGUUAAAGCUGAUGUCUGUGGGAGGGGGGGUUGUUGCUCUCAUACUUAAAGUCUCACCCACGAUCAUCGAUUAGUUGAGGUCACGAUUGAUUCAUUCACAGCAACAGUCACAUGAAACCCUGAACGAAUUGCCCAACACACCCCUCCCCCCCCUUCCUCUUGCGGGUGGGUAUAAAUUACGCAGCGCGCCCUCCGCCCGACACAUCACGCACCACCCGCCAUGAACGCCGUCUUCCUCAUCGGCCAGGUCACCGGCGUGGCCUCCGUCUGCUGCAUCCUCCUCUUCGCCGUCGGCAGGCUGCUGUCCCGCCGGCGCGGCGGCGGCGGCGUGCAGGACGGCGACGGGCGCGCGGUGCUGAUAACCGGCUGCGACAGCGGCUUCGGACACCAGCUGGCCCGACGCCUGGACCGCCACGGCUUCGUGGUGUUCGCCGGGUGCUUGUGUCCGGAGGGGCCCGGGGCCCGCAGCCUGGUCCGGGAGAGCUGCGGCAAUGUGACCGUCCUCAAGCUGGACGUCACCAGCGACGCGGAGGUGCAGCAGGCCAAGAGGGUGGUGCAGGAGAACCUGCCGGAGAAAGGGUUGUGGGCCGUUGUGAACAACGCCGGGAUCACGGACUGGGCCGAGAUCGGGUGGAGCUCCAUCGGCGACUUCCAGAACAUGGCCGACGUCAACCUGUUCGGCCCCAUCAGGACGUCUUUUGCCUUCCUACCUUUGAUCCGCGCCUCCAAAGGUCGGAUGGUUUACACGUCGAGCAUCUUUGCCUUCUUCAACUGCCUGAACAUGGGGGCGUACAGCGUGUCCAAGAGGGGACUGGAGGCCUUCGCAGACUGCCUCCGGGUGGAGAUGGCCAGUUUUGGCGUGAAGGUCAGCAUCAUCCAGCCGGGGAAUUUCGGCCAAGCCACCAACAUCCUGAAGGCCAAGACGAGCGUGGACAUCUGGGAGAAGUUAGACGAAGAACGCAAGCGGCUCUUCAACCGGCAGUACGUCGACGUGGCCAACGAGUACUUCACCGCCACGUGCAAGAGCGGGUUCAAGAGCGCCGACAUGGUGGUCGACGCCAUGGUGCACGCCGUCACCUCCGCUCGGCCUAAAUACCGGUACCUGCUGGCCUCGGCGGCCGACACCUUCUUCUUCCAGCUCUUCCCGUUUCUGCCCACCGUCUUUACCGACGCCGUGUUCUCGUUCAGCUCCAUGUACGCCAAAAGAGAAGAAAUGCUCUACGCCAAAUAGGCUGCGGAGGAACCGGCGUGUUUUUGGGGGGGCUUCUGUCCUUCUACGUACAUGUUGCACAUUUGUGAAGAUAUUUUCAUGAGUCUGUUGUUUGGUUCUUGUAAUGUAUUCACUUUUUUUCAUUUUAUUAUCAAAGGAUGUAAAUACGAAUCAAUAAAAAAUGUUUGUUUCAACCAUC
This is a messenger RNA of Gasterosteus aculeatus aculeatus (three-spined stickleback), 1870 nucleotides long. RefSeq names its product D-beta-hydroxybutyrate dehydrogenase, mitochondrial. Gene Ontology annotation, biological process: steroid metabolic process. Gene Ontology annotation, molecular function: oxidoreductase activity. The record is from RefSeq and is a predicted model, not a curated record. NCBI's taxonomy places the organism in Eukaryota, Metazoa, Chordata, Actinopteri, Perciformes, Gasterosteidae. Gene Ontology annotation, cellular component: intracellular membrane-bounded organelle.